AGUUUUACUUGUAUGUUUAUAACAUUCUAUCAUGAUUGGUCAUAUCUCCGCACCUCCACCCUGCUGUCGUCCCCCGAAAAUCCACAAGAUGGCGUCUUUGUGUCGUCGAAGCUACCGUGUUUUGUUUGUGGAGUAGUGUGUGUUUUCAUGCGUGUGUGUUCCUGUAGGUUUGUAUGAGUGUGAAUGUGUGUGCCUCUGUGUGAAAGAGGGUCAGCGGCUGUCUGGUAUUCAGAGAGGUAGCUGCUAGCCUGUGCUGAACCAGCAGCAACGGCUAAAAGAUGCACACCACUAGCGACAUGUCCGAAAUAGAGAUGCCUCGGAGCUAAUGUUUGUUUAUUUCAUUGAAAAGACGCUGUUAGUGUUACAUUACAAACACUAGCAGAGAUGGCCGGGAUUAUUAAAAAACAAAUUCUGAAGCAUUUGUCAAGGUUCACCAAGAACCUCUCCCCGGAUAAGAUCAAUCUGAGUACGCUGAAGGGAGAGGGGCAGCUCUCCAACCUCGAGCUUGAUGAAGAGGUCCUGCAGAACAUGCUCGACUUGCCCACCUGGCUGGCUGUCACCCGGGUCUACUGCAACAGAGCUGCCAUCAGGAUACAAUGGACAAAGUUGAAAACAAGCCCCAUCUGCCUGUUCUUGGACAAGGUAGAGGUAGAAAUGAGGACGUGUGAGGAACCCCGUCCACCUAACGGCCCCUCCCCAAUAGCUAUUACAGAAGGCCAGAGCGAGUACGGCUUUGCGGAGAAGGUGGUGGAGGGCAUGUCUGUGAGGAUCAACUCCAUCACCAUCAAGGUGCAGUCACGUGCCUUCCACGCCUCCUUCGAGCUCUGGCAGCUACAAGGCAACAGCCUCAAUCCCAAGUGGCAGCGCAGUGACCUCCGCUACACCCGCGUCACCGACCCGAAGAGAGGAGAGGUGUUGACAUUUAAGGAAAUCAACUGGCAGAGUCUACGAAUAGAAGCAGAUGCUAUUGAGAGUGACGACCAGGAUCUUGGUAGCACCCCGUUACGUCUCAUCACCAAUCAGGGUCGCAUUCGCAUCGCUCUGAAACGCAGAAUAAAGGACUGCAACGUGUUGGCAUCCAAGCUGCUUUUCAUUCUGGACGACCUGCUGUGGGUGCUGACGGACUCUCAGCUCAAAGCCAUCAUCCAUUACUCCAAAUCCUUAAGUGAGGCCAUGGAGAAGUCUGCCCAGCAGAGGAAGAACAGAACUGCUGAGUCUUUACAGACUGCUCCUCCAUCACCUGGCCUCCACAACCUAUGGGCAGACCCCACACCUCCCCCCACUGGCACCCCCAACAGCACAAGCCAAUACUUUGACCUCUAUGACGUCAAGGAGUCUUCCUACCACACCUUCAUAUCCCGCUUGGACUUACACAUAUGCAACGACAGUUCUUCAUUAGAUGAAGAUGAGUCCCCCCCACCGGGCCUGCAAGGUGCCAUGCAGCUAACAUUCAAGAAGCUGGGUUUUGACUACUACCCCGUCCACAGACCUGCUGACGGAUGUCGACACUGGGAACGCCACUGUGGAGCCAUGGAGGCUCAGCUUCAGUGGGCUGCCAAGCUGCUGCAGGAGUACCAGAAGAGAGCAGAGGUUUCUGGGUUCCCUGGGCCGCAAACUGAGACACCCCAGACAAAUAGUAACUCCUUUGAAAACUCUGGUGCAGAUCAUCAAGCCAGUCCCAAGGCCAGCCCCCCUGUCUCAGAGGCCGGAUCCAGAAGGAGCUCUGCAGCGGCUCCUCCUGCACCAUCACUGAAGAGGCUGCGAUCCUGCUGCGUGGUGGUCAGGGUGGAUGACGUGAACAUUCACCAGGUGUCAUCAAGAGGUCGUCAAAACAAGAAGACCCAGUCUUUAUUAUCCUGCAACCGUAAAUCCCUACGUUUCCCCGACAACGUACCUGCAGUUCAUCUGCAGUUAACUGAAUACUACUUCCCAGACAACCCUACUUUUUCAGUGCCCACAACAAACCUGUAUGCCCAGCUGAACGGCCUCCAGCUCUGUGUGGACCCAGCCAGCAUAUUGUGGAUCAAUCUGUUCUCCAGGGGUUUGCUGCACACCCUGGACCAGGUCAAAGCGUUCUACCAUUUGCAAGACAGCAGCAAGGCUGAAGAACAUAUAGAUAUUUGCAUGGAUGCAACUCAGCUCAAGCUUGUGAUACCUUUGGAUUCUUCCAUAUUGGACCAUCCAGAGCGUCCACAGUCCCUCUCGGUCACUGUACCUCAACUAGCUCUCAGCAACACCCACUACUGCCCCAAUGGCUCCAAAGCUGAUCUCAACAGCAUCUAUACCAAGUUUGCCAGCUGCCCUUUCUUCCAGAAAACACCACCCUGCCCCUACCCAAGAGACAGGAGUGCCUUCCACCCAAUCCCGUCCACUUUCCUUGAGCUCUCCCAAGAAACAGAGCCCCAACCUCUGGACAUUAAGAGGCUUCGAUCCCAGGAUGUCUGGUCCCUCAGUCUGUCCCGUGUGACCUUAGGUUUUGAUGGCGCUCGGCGAUUCCCCAAAGGCAGAACUCAACCUUUCGUGGAACCCUUUGCCAUGUCUGUUUGGAUUUGUCAGCCCACCGCCUUCAGAAGUAAUUCACAAUCUUCCUCCUUGAGUCCCGGAGGAGACCAUCAGGCUUCUUCCGAACAGGAAAACACUCCCCUCGCCUCAGUCCACAUUUUGGCCUCCACCGUCACUCCAGUGAAGAUGUGGCUCAAUCAUUACCAGUAUGUUGCCCUCUUGAGGAUGAGGGAUGCCAUGGCUCGGUUGGGGGCAGAGCUGGGCAGAGAUCUACGAGACGUUAAGCAGGCUCACGGCAAGAAGACAAAACCUGCCACGCUUUGUCUCGCCCUCCUAGUGGACACUACAGAAAUGGGUCUCCUGUUGCCUGCAGUGUGCUCAGAGCCUGAAGGCGAGGUCCCUCAUACCCCAGAGACAGACAGUCCGAGCAUGACAGACUCUGACAUGUCUCCCACUCAUCAUCCUGAAGAAAUUGUCCCAGAGGACAACGGGGUGGAAAUCGGCUACUCCGUCAGCACAGUCAAUGAGAACUUUGUUGAUGAACAAGGAGCAGUGGAGGAGGCAUUUGAGGCAGUGGAGGGCGUGGUGAUUGGUUUGGCGGCAGAGAACAACCCAUCUCUAUCACCUGUGCUGUCUCCAGGACACUCCCCCGCCCUCUCCCGCGAACCGUCCACCUUCAGUCUGGAGGGAGAGCUGUCCAGCGCCAUCAACGUCACCAAGGAUGUGACCAAAGAUGCCUUAAGUGCCUCACUGGACCUGACUAAAGGAGCAUUUUCAAUUACAAAAGACGCCUUUAGUCUGCUGAGUCGGGGCUCUGGGAUGAGCAAAUUGUUCAGUGCACAGACGAAGGAACAGGUCCAGCGUUUAGAGGGGCCCUCCCCCAGCCCACGCCACAAAUCCAUGAAGCAGUCGCCUUCCCAGCAUUCCUUUGAUAGUGCGAUCUUGGACGGCAGCCUGGGGGAUGAGAAUCUCUCCGUGCAUAGUGAUUUCAGCGAGACCUUUGUUGUUCUUAUGGACUCAGACUGUAUGGGGGCCAACGUCACUACUCAUGGUCAAGCAAGUCCAGUUCCAGGGACAGACAGACGUUCAUCGGCUGAACUCAGCAGCUCUCUUUCCCACAGUAUUGAGGAUGUGUCUCAGGAUAUGUCGUCAGUCUUGGUGCUGAUCUUGAGUGGAACAGCUUGCACCAUGGAAGUAAAGGGAGAAGACCAAGUUGUGGCUGUGGAAACUCAAAAUCUGAUCCCUGUGCAGAUGGGCAACAUCAGGGUGGCAGACCUGCAUGCUGGACUUGUACAAGCAGUUUCAGGUACAUCCGUCCAGACACAGAAUAACGAGGGCAGCAGAAACACUCCUGCAGUGUGCAUGCGAUCAGAAAUGGGUCCAUCUGCUGCCAGACACUCACCUCUGGCUGAGUCCUUAGGCUUCUUGGAUAUCAGAGUGCAGGACUUCCAGGCGGAGCUGUUAUCCUCCACAGUGUCCAACAUCGGCCCUUUUCUUGAAGAUGAAUUCAGUGUUGAUGGUCAGCUCAUGCAGUUACACUUGAGCAACAUCAGAAUCACUAUUAAGGACGACAGCCCCAAAAUCUACCCUACAGCCCCUCAACCCGUCCCGUCCUCCUUCAUAGUAGACAUGCUGCUCCUGGAGCGUGGUGAAGAUGGCAUGAUGAGGCUUAAAGCUGGAGGUUUGGACCCUAAACUCCUCGCAGGUGUUCCUCUGGAUGGAGUGGAUGAUCUGAGCAAGUUCUACUUGGUUCAACAGAAGAAAGAGAUCAUAGCCCUGGAGUCCCAGCUCUCUGAAACCAAGUCUGCUCUAAAGAAGGCCCUCAGUGACAGAGAGCUCCUCAUUCUGGAAGUCAGGAAGUAUGACCCCGCGUUCACUCUCUGAGUCUCUCUGGUUGUGCACAUCAUAUUCACAGUUAGACCACUCCUGCUGGGGAACUGUGCUGGGAUCAGGCUGAAUGUCAGGAACCAGAAAGACUCAUUCAUGAAAAAGAAGACGACUGAGUUCCAGCUUUGGAUCACUUCCAACUUAUACACUGUCCAUGAGAUUACAGAAGAACCCCUAUAAUCACUAUAACUAAAAAGGGGAACCUAGUGAACUAACCCAUAGGUACGUUACAGGUACUAUUUUUAUCUGGCAGUCUAGAUACUCCUCACUGCUGUACUAAACACCAAUUAUUCUGCUUCUUCUUUCUCAUCCAAAUCAGUGUGAACAGUGACGUUAUUGUGUGAUUUCUGUGUUUGUCACACAGCAUGCAAGGGUAAAUAUCACCAAGCUUUAAUUCUUUCCAUUGUAGUAUUUGUGUUACAGGCAUUUAAGUUGUGCAUACGCCAAAACCUCCUCUUCACAUGCACUUACACUGCCAGACAGAUGCUCCCCUUCCAUAGCGCAACUUUCUGGUCAAGCAUGCUUAAUGAACAGUGUUCAUUUACACACCGCUCAUUAAUAAAACAGACUCAGUACUAUAGACUGCCUCUGUUAGGUGUUUCAUUUUAAAGUAUUGUGAUAUAUAUACAUCUGCUGUUAGGAGUUGGUAGGUCGGGAAAACAAUGCACUUUUUAUUUUGAGUACAGAAAACAGAACACUGCUUUCAUUGAGAGGGUAAUGCAUCUAAUUCAUCCACCUCAGUUGCUUUAUCACCACGAAGGAAUGGUUACACACUCUUAUCGAGCUCUCAGAACGCGGGUUGGAUCAUUCCCAGUGUUAUUCUUACUUUGAAAUGUUGAUCAUGCUGCUUUUGUACUGUGAAACUGCGCUGUGGCUGAAUGUUCACUCAUGAUGACACGCCUUUGGAUUUUCCUCCCUCAGCUGGGGGAGAGCAGGUUGAGCAGCUUAUGAUUUUGUAACUGGGUUUUCUCUGUUUUCACGCUAACUCUAUGGUUUAGAGAAAUUUGGAGAGAUUACAGCAGCAGCUACCACAGUUUUAAAACUUGAUCUCCUUAAACUUGUUUUGUAACUCACUAGGAAACAAGUCCCACUGCUCAUGUUUUUACUCCAGUGGACAUUUACUAUGCACUGCAUAGUUUUAAGACAUCACUCUGGAUAUUUUUUUACUUGUUAAUAUUUAUUUAGAUUCCUUUUAAGCAUGUUUUUUUUUAAUAUUAUACAGUGUUUUGAAGCCAUAUUGAUCAAAGAAUAUGUCAUUGUUUGUUUCUGAUUUGUUGUAGAUUUUUUCUUGCCAGAUAAAAAUUUCUGAUACCUUCUGAUACAUUUCCAUGCAUAUAUUUGUUAUGCAUGAAUACAAACAAUGAUGGACUUGUUCAUCACAAAGACUGUAACAGUGUAACAUUCAUGUAAUGAACACUUAAUGAAAAGUUUGUCUCUAUGAGCAACAUUUUAUGCACAAAGGUUCUAUUGUGUAACAUUGGUUCAGAGUUUACUCUGAGGUAUGGUGAUCCAUCUUAGUGCUUGCAAAGCUGUUACCAACCUUCACUUUCAUUUGUCAUGUUCCCACUGUUUGCUCGUGAGACCCCUGGUGGCUGUGAUUUGCCAUUACACUCCCCAUUCCUAACAUCAUUUGUUCUCUAUCCUUCCUUUCUUUUUUCAAACACUGGUUGCCUUGCGAGUGUUGAAUGACAUAUUUACAUUCUUGAAAAGGAAUGUGGAAUAUUUCAGCAAUAGAAAGACAGCUUUGAUCUGACCAAAAAUAUGUUAAAACAGUAACACUACACAUGUUCAUGUACAACUCUUCCAUUUGUAAGUUGCCUAAUAUCAAAGAAAAAAAAGAUCUACCUGACUCUCAUCGUUUAGCUGCAUGUGGAAUCAAUCCAUCCUCACUCCAUCAGUGUUAUAGAGCAGAGAUACUGCCCGUUAGCCUCAGUAUCACCUCUAGUUGUGAUCUAUUUCUCAGUUUUUGAUGUUGAUGUUUUGCAUGGCCUUAGUGGAAAAAGACACUUUCAUGAUAUUGAACCUCCCAUACUGGGUGCAACAUGUAGCUGUUAAGGUUUGUCCCAUUUUCUCUCUCCUCUGUCAGGUCUGUGUUAAGUAGCAUCCAUGAUGUGUUGACAAACUGGUGCUCUGAGUUCUAUCUGCUCAUCACUUUGCAAAAUGUGGAGAUGGACAGAUAAUCAAGGAAAGCUGAUGUCAUGAUUAGUGGUUUCUCUCUUUUCAAACGACUGAACGGGCAAAAUGUCGCCACUUGAAAGCAGAUGCAUGUACUGGAGUGAUGUAUAAUUUCUGCCUUGUGAAUUAUUUGCACUUGUGUGAUACAUUCACUGGAAAUUGCACUUGUUCUCACUUCAGGGAUUGCAGAAGAGUCCUUGUGAAAUCUUCCGAAGUGAUGCAAAUGUUGGAGACUUUGUGGACAGUAUUUUUGUCAGUUAUGUGGAGUUACAUUGGAUUUUUGUAAUGUCUUUAUCACUUAAUUAAGACUAAUUUUAAUCUGGUUCUGUGAACCAAAGCUAGUAUGUGUAAAAUAUUUUAAAGAUGAAAGAAUAAAUGAUUAACUGCUGAACACA
Molecule: messenger RNA, 6959 nt
Organism: Notolabrus celidotus (New Zealand spotty)
Lineage: Eukaryota; Metazoa; Chordata; Actinopteri; Labriformes; Labridae
Gene: bltp3a
Product: UHRF1 binding protein 1
Exons: 21
Coding region: 385-4386 (1333 amino acids)
Source: RefSeq, a predicted model, not a curated record